AUGAGUGAAAAAGACAGAGGCUAAACAGUAGCUAAAAUGGUAUUUCCUCCCUGUAAGAUGAAACAAAAUUAUAGAAAAAUCAAGAUGCCAAACCUAACUGAAAAGUAAUACAUACCAUAUAUAGCAAGCAGGCCUAGAAGGCUAUAUGCAAGAAAGUAAAAGUAGCAAUGUAAUGUAAACAAGUAAAAUUGAAAUAAACAUUUAAGGAGAAAUAUGGAAAAUGUAUGUCACCAAGAUGUUUUUAACAUAUUUUUUGUCCUGCAGUUUUCUUUAAAAAAAAUUGCUGAACGACAAUAUAUGCAGAUGGAUCUGUUUCUAAUCAAAGAAAAAUGGAAAUUCUGGAAAACUUCAAUAAAAAUUAAGUAUAUUGACUUAAAUCAGAUUUAAACCUGAUUUAAACCUGCAGCAUUGUAUUGGUAACAGCUUUCAGUUUUGUGAAAAACCUUCCUGUGGAUUGAUAAUCUAGCUUUCUCAUCUUCAGAUUAAUAAAGUACAAAAUGUUAUGGAAAUCAAUUAUAUUUAUUGUUCAAAUUAACUAAGUAUUGGUAACUUAAGACCCAGAACUUCUCUGUGGCAUUCAUUUUCCUUCCAUUUGUUUUAUACUUGUGUGUUGGCUUUGCUAGCUGCCUCACAAGCAUUCUGAUUGGGGAUUAUAACUCUCUGAAGUAGAAGGGAGAGAUACCUAAUUUCCAGUAAACUAUCAAAUUCAACCCAUGGAUUUAACCCCCCAGUCCAUACUUGCUCCCACCCUUUUGACUGCAAACUUCUAAAAGCCUGCUUGUUCUUCAGGCCUUGGAUUAGGAAAUUUGUCUUUUUUUCUUGAUAUAUUUUGCCUUUAAAAAAAUCUGUAAAGUAUACAAAGUUGCCAUGGAGAAGGAUGUCCUUAAAAAUGAAAUAAUAAAUCAAAUAUCUGUUUCUCUUAAAAACAUAUGUGUUGGGAGAAUAUGUUAUUCUGAAUUUCUUAGGUAUCUACUAUACAAUAUACAGUAUUCAAUAUCUGUUAUUCAGAUUUUAACCCCUAAUUUUAGAUUCACCAGUUUCUUAAAAUAUUCUCCAAGUUCAGUAUUUCAGGAUAGAUUAUUUACAAAUUUACAGAAUUUACAAAUAUAGGCUGUUCUCAUACACCACACUGACUGGGACCACGUUUUAGCAGUCAGUGGGUUAUCAAUUUAUCACCUAGGAUUGUGCAAAGUCAGAAAAAUGUCAAUAGAUUUGGUUCAAUAUUGGAGUGCUUUAACCUCAGAAAACACGUUUUCAUUGGGAUGUAUACCUUCUUUACUAUAACAUAUUGCAUUACACAAUUGCUGCUUUUGACUUCUUUCACAGAUCCCUAAAGAACCUUGGAUCUGCCCCCUUUCCCAACAGAUUGGCAAAUAAUGAAGAAAAGCAUGUUGGCACAAGCCGGCCAAUCAGAAAGUUCUAUCUGAUGUCACGUCCUCUUGUCACGUGGCCAUCCAUCAACCUGAGAGCGAGCUGCUUGACAUUCCUUGAGCUGCGCCGUUUCACAAGAAUCCGUAAAGCCACGCCCACAAGUUCUUCAAUGGCUGGCUUUUUUUUUUAAGCCCUAGACUAGGUUUUCCCCAUUGGUCGAGAGAAACGUACCUCAGCAUAAAUGGCGGGGCUGUCGCCCUUUUCUCCAUUGCCAGGAAGAUUACCUCGCAAAAUCUGAAAAUUGAGUAUAUGUUUGGUAUUGUUGGUAUUCCUGUAAUGGAAAUAGCAAUUGCUGCACAAGCAAGUGGAAUCAAAUAUAUAGGAAUGCGCAAUGAACAAGCUGCUUCUUAUGCAGCUUCUGCUGUGGGGUAUUUGACAGCCCGGCCUGGAGUAUGCCUUGUAGUUUCUGGUCCUGGUCUUGUAAAUGCUCUGGCUGGAAUGGCAAAUGCAAACAUGAAUUGCUGGCCAUUGAUUGUCAUUGGAGGCUCCUCUGACAGAAAUCAAGAGACAAUGGGAGCUUUUCAAGAAUUUCCACAGGUUGAAGCAUGUAGGCUUUAUAGCAAAUUUUCUGUCAGACCAAGCAGUCUAGAAGCUAUUCCUGCAGUUAUUGAGAAGGCUGUCAGAAUCAGUAUUUAUGGACGCCCAGGUGCCUGCUAUAUUGACAUACCUGGAGACUUUGUAAAUCUGACCAUAAAGAAAAGCUCUGUCAAGUAUAUUGACUGCUGUCCAGCACCUCCUAUCAGUAUGGCUGAAGAGAUGACCAUUUCUAAAGCAGUUUCAUUAAUUUUACAUUCCAAGAAACCACUUUUAAUUAUUGGCAAAGGUGCUGCUUAUUCACGUGCUGAAAAUAGCAUCAGGAAAUUGGUGGACCAGUGUGGGCUUCCAUUUUUGCCUACGCCAAUGGGGAAGGGAGUUGUUCCUGACAAUCAUCAGUAUUGUGUAGCUGCAGCCAGAUCUAGGGCACUACAAUAUGCUGAUGUGAUACUAUUACUUGGUGCCAGAUUGAAUUGGAUUCUGCAUUUUGGACUUCCACCAAGGUUUCAGCCAGAUGUAAAAGUUAUUCAGGUAGAUAUUUGUGCUGAAGAGUUGGGAAACAAUGUGAAACCUGCUGCAGCCUUGUUGGGAGACAUAAAAGCAGUGACUGAGCAGCUUUUAGAUGAAAUUAAAAAGAAGCUAUGGAAAUAUCCUUCAGAUACAGAUUGGUGGAAAGAUCUUCGAGCCAAAGUGCAGAGCAAUGAGGCAACAUCUAAGGCACUAUCAGCAGAAAAACAGUUUCCAAUGAAUUACUAUACAGUAUUUCACCAUGUGAGGGAACUUUUGCCAAAGGACUGUAUUCUGAUCAGUGAGGGAGCAAAUACAAUGGAUAUUGGGCGCACCAUGCUCCCAAAUUAUCUUCCUCGGCACAGGCUGGAUGCUGGUACCUUUGGGACAAUGGGAGUUGGACUUGGUUUUGCAAUUGCAGCUGCUACAGUUGCUAAAACCUGUAAUCCUGAGCAGCGGGUGAUCUGUAUAGAAGGCGAUAGCGCUUUUGGUUUUUCUGGUAUGGAAGUGGAGACUAUUUGCAGGCAUAACUUACCAAUCAUUAUAAUCAUAAUCAACAAUAAUGGAAUAUACACUGGUUUGGACUCAAAGACUUGGAAGGAUAUGCUGAAGCUUGGAGAACCUUCUAUGUGUGCACCUCCAGUGGCUUUGUUGCCAGAUGCUCGCUAUGAGCAGAUUAUGUCUGCCUUUGGUGGCAAAGGGUACUUUAUACAAACACCAGAAGAAUUACAAGCUGCCCUGAAAAUAAGCUUAGCAGAAAAGCUUGUGCCUUCUCUUCUUAAUGUUAUGAUCAACCCACUGUCAGACAGAAAGAAACAAGAUUUUCAUUGGCUGACCCGUUCUAACAUGUAAGAGAAGAUGAAAAGACUGGAAGCAAAAUGCCUAUGUAAACUUAGCAGAUUCCAAAGGAUAAUUACAGUUACAAAUUGAACAAUCAUGUUGAUUACCAUGUGUAAGGAAAGAUUGCUAAUUACAUACAGAUCUACAUUUUGCCAUUUUGGGAGACAAAAGACAUCUAGCUGGUAGCUUCUUUACUUUUUCCACUACUUGCAUCAAUUUAUGAAUGCAUAUACUUUAAUGCCUACCCCAGAUCUUAAAACCAAGAAGUACAUAACAUAUUGAUUUACCUUUGCUUUUUGUAUAUUUUUACAGCAUGGGAAUGCAACAGAGCCUUCUUUGUGUCUUUCAUUAGAGCAACCUUCCCAAACUAUAUACCAUCUAGAUCAGGGGUCCCCAACUUAUGAGCCGCAGCCCAGUACCGGGCUGUGGCCUAUUGGCCAUUGGGCCGUAGGAAUGGCUGACAAAUGCAUGCAUCGCACCCUACUUGCACUAGUGCUGCAGCAUGGGCACUAGCUAGCGGCCCAUUUGCACAUGCACAUAGGUGUCCUUGCUGCCGUGUGUGUGCAUGGCUUGCUUAUGCAUGCGCACGUGCUAGCACUGCUGCUGUGUACAUGCCCGUUUGGGUAUGCAUGCGCAAGUGCAUGCACACAUUUCCCUACUCCUCCCUUUCUCUCUGGGGCCCCAAUCUGGAAAGGUUGGGGAGCUCUGAUCUAGAUGUAUGAUUUAACUCCUGUUGAAAUCAAUAGUUGCUUAAAUCAGCAUACUGAUUCUAAUUGUUGCACUUUUAGAACCCUGAAUAAAUAUUUGUUUACAGUUAAAUCACCUUGUUCUUGCUGUCACUUGUAUUCUUGCAUUUUUAUCUAUAUUUAUGUUUUAAUUUAUUUUGCAGUAUGCUAUAAUAACUAUUGCGUAUCACUGACUUUGUAAGGUGGGCAUACAUUUAAAAACAAAAAAAAUAAGUCUUAUUGUUAUGAAUCUUCUUACAGAUACCAUACAGAAGGUAGCAAAAACCUGAAACCAAAUAAAUUAUUAUAUGAAAGUAUUUGAUUAAUUUAUACUUUAGUAUUAAAUAUUUUGUGUGUUUUAAUCUGGAAAGAUGUUGGAUAUGUUUUAAUUCCAAACCUGCAAUUUAUGAUAUACCCAUUUUGUACAAAUCUUUUUGAAAUAAAUCUUUUUUCAAAGCCAAGGUAA
Messenger RNA from Crotalus tigris (Tiger rattlesnake), 4503 nucleotides. It is a transcript of the gene HACL1, whose product is annotated as 2-hydroxyacyl-CoA lyase 1. The record is from RefSeq and is a predicted model, not a curated record. Gene Ontology annotation, molecular function: catalytic activity; magnesium ion binding; thiamine pyrophosphate binding. Gene Ontology annotation, biological process: fatty acid alpha-oxidation. The transcript has 17 exons. NCBI's taxonomy places the organism in Eukaryota, Metazoa, Chordata, Lepidosauria, Squamata, Viperidae. Bases 1681 to 3324 code for a protein of 547 amino acids. Gene Ontology annotation, cellular component: peroxisome.